AUGUUAUUCUCAUUCCUUAUAUCACUAUCAGAAUUAAUAAAGACACCUAUAAGAUCAUUCCUGUCCAGUGAAACCAGUGAAAUAGAGAGUUACACCUUCCUUUAUAGCUAUAAUAAGGCUUGGAGUAUGGGGACAAGUACAAAGGACAGGCGCAGCAUCCAGGGAGACAACGCGAGAUGUCUGUGGCUGAACUGUGUCUGUGGAGGCGAAGUGAGAGAACAGGAUCCGGUGUGGGACAUCAGACACGUCCUUCCCGAUCUGAACCUUGAGAACAACACGUUCACUGACGUCACUUUCAACGUAGGUGACGUGGCCUACCUUCCCUGCCGUUUUCCUCAGCUGUCUACCUUACAUCAGGUAUCAUGGAUUCGUCGCUGGGACUGGCACAUCCUCACUACGGGAAUCUACACCUACACCAAGGACAUGCGAUUUCGUGUCCUACACCCAGAAGGUUCGGAUGACUGGACACUUCAACUCAAGUACGUCGAGACCAAAGACAACGGCACUUACGAGUGUCAGAUGUACACAGGCACGGGCGUACUCUCUCAGUUCGUCAACCUGCACGUGAAUAAACCACGUGCCCUCAUACUAGGGCCUCAAGAGCUCCACGUGCAGGAGGGCGACACAAUCACACUCGUUUGCGUUAUUCAACAGGGCCAGCCCCCCUUCGUGUUCUGGUAUCAGGAGGAGACGAUGGUGAACUACGACGACUCGCGGAACCGACUCAGCGUCAUCACGAAAGUCGAAGGCUCGAGGACGCAUUCCAGGCUCACCAUCACCGACGCCAGACAAACGGAUUCAGGCAACUACUCCUGCGUCGCCCCGAAUGUGGAUCCUUCCUUCGUCCUUGUCUUCGUGAGCGAGGCAGGGGACACUGUAGCAGCGGUUCAAAGACGAGGCCACACUUCCACAGCGCCAGCAGGCCAUCUUCCUUCCCUCGACCUCGUCCUGUCCAGCGCCAUCUUGGUUUUCGUCAAAAUCUUCGCGCAAAAUCUCCCCGUGAGAUGAUGGUCAUGUCACCAGAAGAGAUCGUGACGUUAAGAUGCUGCUGAGAUGUUGAUGGAGAUGCAAUGCUGCUGUAUCUCUUUUCUUGUAUUUAUUUAUUUAUUUAUUUACUUUUAGUUUCGUAUUUUGGGAUUUGAAUUUGAAAAGGGUUUGAUUUAUGUUCGUUUUCGAAAGGGAGAUGGAGGUGGUUGGUGAGUUCACGUGACGUCAUCGUGGUAUUUGUGACGUAAUCGUGAUGUCAGCGUAGUGUUUGUGACGUAACAGGGACGUCAUUACGGCAGUGUCCUCUGAUUGGUCAAGACGUUGACCAAUCAGAGUUAUAAGAACUCUUUUUUGAGGAAAUUUCGAAGACAAUGUGAUUCACUGUGAAAAAGUGAGAGGCAGUGAACGAAAAAGAGAAGAUAGACUCAAAAGUGAGAAUGAAAGAGGAAAAGAAAAAAAGAAAGAAAGAAAAUAAAAACAUUAAGCUAACGGUGAUACGUCCAGUGAAAGAAGUUAAGCAGAUAUACAAGGAUAACGUAGAAGAGUUUUCCGCAAACAAGUGGUAAAAUAACGAACAGAAAACUGAAUAAAAAAAAAUAUAUAUAUAUAUCUAUGUAUAUCUGUGUUCAACAUAAGUCUUUGUUUUUUUUCCUAUGGUUAGAAACGUCGACAUUCUCACAUAUAUAAAUACAAUA
Molecule: messenger RNA, 1682 nt
Organism: Penaeus chinensis
Lineage: Eukaryota; Metazoa; Arthropoda; Malacostraca; Decapoda; Penaeidae
Product: zwei Ig domain protein zig-8-like
Exons: 7
Coding region: 1-1008 (335 amino acids)
Biological process (GO): synapse organization
Cellular component (GO): neuron projection membrane
Source: RefSeq, a predicted model, not a curated record